Messenger RNA from Saccostrea echinata, 844 nucleotides. RefSeq lists its product as uncharacterized. The transcript has a single exon. Gene Ontology annotation, biological process: proteasome-mediated ubiquitin-dependent protein catabolic process; protein polyubiquitination. The coding region runs from base 1 to 843 and encodes 280 amino acids. NCBI's taxonomy places the organism in Eukaryota, Metazoa, Mollusca, Bivalvia, Ostreida, Ostreidae. The record is from RefSeq and is a predicted model, not a curated record. Gene Ontology annotation, molecular function: ubiquitin protein ligase activity.
AUGAUGCAAGCCCAAGUUUUGACUGCUGUUGUGAAGGAAAUGAAAAUAGUGAGGACAAUAAAUUAUGGACAGAAAUACAUCACUGAUCUCAAAUAUGUAAAUAAAGGAAAGGUGUGUGUUUCUGUUGUAAACAAGCUUCACGAAAAACCUUUUUUAUAUCAUAGAGGUGAUUCUAUUUCCUGUUUCUCUACUUAUGGCUCCUGUUUGUGCUUUACAUGGCGUGAAUAUCCCGAGGAUAUUAUAUAUAUAUUUUCGGAUAACAGAUCAUUAAUAUUGUAUGACAAACUGAGAAAUAAAAAACGUAUUUGGCCUCAGUCAGGUGAACUAUCGACUGAGUACACACCAAGUGGAAUAGCAGCGUGCAAAUCGCAAGCCAUUUUGGUUUGUCUUUGGAAUCAUCAAGUACACGAGCGCUCUCUCGGUAAAGUUCUUAAGCUGUCUAUUUGGGGAGAGAAAUUCUUUGAAAUAGAAACCGAUAAAAAUCGACCACUUUUUAUUUGUCCGACCUACAUAACAGAAAACGGCAAUGAAGACAUCUGCGUUUCUGACGUGAACGCCGUGGUUGUCACGGACGCCGGGGGUUUUCUAAGAUUUCGGUACAGAGGAACCCAAAGUGACCCUCAGUUUGACCCAUACGGCAUCUGCUGUGAUUCCAAGAAUAACAUCAUUGUAGCAGAUACGGUGAAAAACAGAAUUCACAUGAUUGAUCAAAACGGCGGGCUGCUUCACUAUAUUAAUUACAGUGACAUGCACAUGCCCCGUGCACUCUGUAUAGACGAGGGUGAUAACCUGUAUGUCGGGGAAUGGUUGUCUGAAGAAAUUAAAGUCCUCUCACUUCAAUGAC